AUGUCUUCAAAAAUUGAAAAAGCUUUUUCAGGUCCAGCUUUAAGAUUAUCAAACUACUUAGAUAAACUUCCCAAAAUUCAUAAUGUUUAUUUCAUUGCUAGUAUAUCUACCAUUGCUGGUUUGAUGUUUGGUUUUGACAUAUCAUCAAUGUCAGCUUUCAUUGGUUCAGACCCGUAUAUUCAAUAUUUUAAUAAUCCUGGUGCUGAUAUGCAAGGUUUCAUUACAUCUUCAAUGAGUUUAGGCUCAUUUUUUGGAGCUUUAUCAUCAUCUUUUGUUUCUGAACCAUUUGGCAGAAGAUUAUCGUUAAUUAUCUGUUCAUGGUUAUGGAUGAUUGGGGCUGCCGUGCAAUCUUCAGCUCAAAAUAGAGCACAAUUGAUUAUUGGUAGAAUUAUUUCUGGUUUUGGAGUUGGAUUUGGUUCAUCAGUUGCUCCUAUAUAUGGUGCAGAAAUUUCACCAAGAAAAAGAAGAGGUACAAUUAACGGAUUUUUUCAAUUUAGUGUUACUUUAGGGAUAAUGAUUAUGUUUUAUAUUGGGUUUGGUGUUGGACAAAUAAAUGGUGUUGCUUCAUUCAGAAUAGGUUGGGCUAUUCAAAUUGUUCCUGGAUUGUUAUUAUUUAUUGGUUGUUUUUUCAUACCUGAAUCACCAAGAUGGUUAGCUAAACAAGGAAGAUGGGAACAAGCCGAACAAAUAGUUGCAAAUAUUCAAUCCAGUGGAAAUCAUGAAGAUGAUGAUGUUAAAGUGGAGAUUGCUGAAAUUAAAGAACAAUUGUUGAUAGACGAAGCUGCAAAAUCGGUCGGUUAUGCUACUUUAUUUAGAAAGAAAUAUAUUGUUAGAACUUUUACAGCCAUGUCUUCACAAGUUUGGCAACAAAUGACAGGUAUGAAUGUUAUGAUGUAUUAUAUUGUUUAUAUUUUUCAAAUGGCUGGUUACUCAGGUAAUGCUAACUUAGUUGCUUCUUCAAUUCAGUAUGUUUUAAAUGUUGUAUGCACUAUUCCAGCAUUGUUGUUGUUUGACAAAGUUGGUAGAAGACCAUUGUUGAUAGGUGGUGCAUUAAUGAUGAUGUGUUGGCAAUUUGGUUUAGCAGGUACUUUAGGUGCUCGUUCAGUUCCUUGGCCAGAUUCAGGGAAUGAAUCUGUAAAUAUAAGAAUCCCAGAGAAUGAUAAGACUGCAUCAAAUGGUGCUAUUGCUUGUUGUUAUUUAUUCGUCUGCUCAUUUGCUUCAACUUGGGGUGUAGGUAUUUGGGUUUAUUGUUCAGAAGUUUGGGGAGAUAAUAGAAUCUCUCAAAGAGGUAAUGCAUUAUCUACAUCAGCAAAUUGGAUUUUGAAUUUUGCAAUUGCAAUGUACACACCAGCUGGUUUCAAAAAUAUUAGUUGGAGAACAUACAUCAUAUAUGGAGUAAUGUGCUUAUGUAUGGCUAUUCAUGUUUACUUUGGUUUCCCAGAAACUAGAGGUAAAAGAUUAGAAGAAAUUGGACAAAUGUGGGAUGAAAAAGUACCAGCUUGGAGAUCAGCUUCAUGGCAACCAAGUAUACCUAUUGUUGAUGAAACUGAAUUAGCUAGAAAAUUGAGUAUUGAACACAAGGAAGAAGGUUUAAUGGGAGAAGAUACAAAUUCUGAUAGAGGAGUUAAAGAUAUUGAAUCAAAUUCUGUAUAA
This is a messenger RNA of Lodderomyces jiufengensis, 1653 nucleotides long. RefSeq names its product sugar porter family MFS transporter. NCBI's taxonomy places the organism in Eukaryota, Fungi, Ascomycota, Pichiomycetes, Serinales, Debaryomycetaceae. The transcript has a single exon. Gene Ontology annotation, cellular component: membrane. Gene Ontology annotation, molecular function: carbohydrate:proton symporter activity. The record is from RefSeq and is a predicted model, not a curated record. Bases 1 to 1653 code for a protein of 550 amino acids. Gene Ontology annotation, biological process: carbohydrate transport; transmembrane transport.